CAGUACCGUAACAUACUAUUGUUUUUUUUAUGUACUUUUAUGCAUUUAGAAAUGGUGCAUGUAACAAAGUUAGUGACAAAGGCGUUUAUACAAGCGUUAUAGUGCUUUAAAAUAGUGCAGUGCCUCUAAAAAAGACUCGGAAAAUAUGGAAAACACCUCACAGUCCUCUAGUAACCCCAUUCCUCAGGGGUGUGGCCCAAAUACCCAAAUAAAUAUACAUGUGAGCCCCACAACGGGGGGUGAUUUCUACUUGAGUGUUGAGCCGGACAUUACCGUUGAAAAUCUGAAAAAACUCGUUUCUAAAAGACUCAAAGUGCCCAGAGACAGAAUAUGUUUACUGUUCAGAGAUAAGCAAUUGCAGGAUGGAAAUUUGGUGCAACACGGGAUUUCAGAUGGGUCUAGGAUUACUCUAUUACCGAAUGUUGAGACUGGACUUAUAACACAACGGCCAGAGAUUGGCAUCAUGCAAGCCCUUGAAUCUCUCAACGAUACUCAAGUCAAUGAGUUCCUCUGUGGCAAGGCGCCCCUGAACCUCAGCAUGCGACUCGGGGAUCACAUGAUGCUCAUUCAACUGCAGCUUAGUACUGUGUCUGGUGCCAAACCCACAGCCGCGCCCUCGGCCUCGACAUCCUCCGCCGGGACAUCUCAGCCCCCUUCCAGCCCUCCGAGCUUGCUGCAGGCCUCCAGAAAUCUGCAGCACACCCUUCGAAGACUGUCCGCCGAUGUGUUUUCUGGCAGGGAUAGAGGUCGAAGGGAAAGUGUGUACUCGGGCACAUUCAGCGGAGCCCUAAACCCAGCCCUGCAGGACCCGAAGGGCCGGCCACGACGCGACGUCGCCACAAUCGUACAUAUUCUAAAUGAUCUCCUUUGCUCAGUGCCGGAACUGCGGCGGGUGAACCGUAAGGGUUCCGAGAAGCCCCUGACUCCCACCCCCGAGCAACAGGACGAACCGACCGCGUCGACGUCCUGCAGCGAGGAUCAGAACUUGCGCACCCGCGGCAAGCUCGAACACCUACGGUUAGUCAUGGGGGAGAGGAGGGAGCGCAGGAGACAGCGCAAGCAAAAACCUUAUUCGCUACCUCAGAGUGACACCGAUACCGUUACUGCAUGAAGUCCAGCUUCGUUGUAUAUAGGUUUUCAGUACUGAAGCUGCCCAGUGGACGUUUUUCUUUUAGUUUUAAUUUCGAGUGGUCGAGUUUUAUAACCUCAAAUUCAUUCGGUCGUUACGGAUCGUCGAAAUUACCGUUUACCGAGAUUGAUUGGGUGGAUGAGGAUUGGAGUAAACCAAUAGGUUUAAUUGUGUUAAUUAGACGAACAAUUUUUAUUCUUCUCGUAGGUUCUGUCGCAAUGCGUUGUUACAUGGGGAUAUUUCUUCUGCGUCGUUUAACGACUGUAAUACAAGGCGUUAAUUAAGUACUUUGAUAAACUUUAAGGUGUGAUUCUUUGGAUGGAAAUCGAUAGUUUUCGAGAUACAGGAUGUUGAAAUUUGAACAAGUUUGAAAUUUUCUUAAAACACCUCUGAAGAUGUUUGAAGCAGAAUGAUGAAACUUGGUCUAGAGUUUUAUCUAAUUGAAGGUAAAAAUCCACUGAAUUCGGAUAUAAAUACUUGUACCAGUGGCAGAGACACCAGUGGAUUUUUUCCUUUAAUUAGGUCUUUAGCUUAAGUUUUGUCAUUCCAUAUCAAACUUCUUCAGAGAUAUUUUAGAAAAGAUGAUUUUUUUUUUAUUUUAAUACUGUACUUCAAAAACUAUCGAUUUGCGACAUGUUUUGUCUCAAAAUCACUCAAAGAAUCAAUCGCUCUUUAAAGUUUCUCGACGUACUUCAUUAACACCAUUGCUUUUCUGCAUUAUAAUCAAAUUAUUUGUGUUUCAAGUUAUCGUAAACGGUUUGGAAAUGUUUCUUUUUGAAAUAAUGGAACGAAAGAACGCCCGCCUUACUGAAUAUAUUUUUUUUAAUAAAGUAAGCUGGAAGCGUCAACAUUAUUUUAUUUAAAACAAAGAGUUAAUGAUAUGUGAUAAAUAUUUAAACUUAUUUGAGGGUUGGAAUUAAUUAUUUUUCAAUUAAUUCACGUAAUUCGAACAUUUCUUGAAAUCGAUUUGAAAUAUUACAUAAGAGUGGAAUUAAAAACAAAAUAAUAAGCGCCAUCGCAGAAAUAAACGUAUUACCAUCUUCCCAAACUAUAUUUUAAAUGCCGGAAGACGCUUGUAGCGGGCACAAAAGUACAUAAAAAUUUAGGAGUAUGCAAGGAAUAAAGACAAAGUAAAAUGAAUUCGCGUAGGUUGAGAUAGACUAUUUCUUCUGUAGAUAUUCUACACUUUGGACAUUAUUAAGUGAGUUCGGCAAAUAUCUCUUGGGGAAAAACUGGGAGCUAGUGGAUUUUGAAUCAUGCGUCAAGAAGUUUCGUGUGCCGAGUGAUAGAGGGUCGAGCAAGGGAGUUGAAGAACGCAAACAACGACAAUGCAAUAUAAAUCUAAUCGUCAAACGAUUGCGAAGUAAAAUGUACCUCUAGAUAUAUUUGCCGAACACCGCGAUUUAGUGUGAGCAUAUCUACAAUACAAUCAUUCUGUAGAAAGAAGUAUGUAUUAAGUUGAUAAAGUACGAGUCGAUGUUAACCUUUAGUUUUUCCCAAAACUGUGACUUGUAACGAUUAGUGGUAGCGGAGAUAUUGGAUGUAUUGGGUAUUAGGGGAUUUCAAAUUAUAAAGUUUAGUUUUUAUAUGAUCCACAUGUCAUUUAUGCAGGGUUAUCCGAAAGUCCCGAUAUGGCAGAAAAACUUUCGAAGAAAGCAUUUUGGGAAAAAAUGUUUCAGACAAAAGUGUAAGGAUUUUUCCCUGGUUAUCUGAUG
Anoplophora glabripennis (Asian longhorned beetle) is the source of this 2844-nucleotide messenger RNA. It is a transcript of the gene stx, whose product is annotated as midnolin homolog. Gene Ontology annotation, molecular function: protein binding. The transcript is spliced from 4 exons. The record is from RefSeq and is a predicted model, not a curated record. Lineage: Eukaryota; Metazoa; Arthropoda; Insecta; Coleoptera; Cerambycidae. The coding region runs from base 146 to 1111 and encodes 321 amino acids. Gene Ontology annotation, cellular component: nucleus.